AUGCCUAGCUCCGAGAAUGCGACGACCGCUAUGGCCAAGGGACGCGUCGAGAAGGCGAAGUCUAAGAAAGCCAAGAAGGAGGCUGCUCAGGCUCGCGCGCGCGUUGCCCGUGAAGCACGCUUUGGAAAGAAGCCAGCCGCUGCGAAGGGGACCCCAAAGAAGUGA
Cadophora gregata is the source of this 165-nucleotide messenger RNA. RefSeq lists its product as uncharacterized. Bases 1 to 165 code for a protein of 54 amino acids. The record is from RefSeq and is a predicted model, not a curated record. NCBI's taxonomy places the organism in Eukaryota, Fungi, Ascomycota, Leotiomycetes, Helotiales, Ploettnerulaceae. The transcript is spliced from 2 exons.